AUGAAAAGAGCUGUCCACUUUCACGAAAGCCAAAGCAGAUGGCAUCUUCAAGAUCAGCCGUCCACUUGGAUUAUUCGUUCGUAUAGAACCAAUGCUGCAUAUAUGCCUCUAGGAUCCUUCUUUGUGAAUCCAAUCCAAGAAAGAAUGCAAGGUAAUUCAGGACACUACGCUAUCGAUCAUCAGUAUGAUUUCGCUUUUGAUGCCGCUAACAAUCCUUUGACGAUGGAUUGUACUCUUGAAGAUCCAUUUUAUUCAUCUUUUUAUAACCCUACCCCAGGGAUGUGGGGUGAAAUGAGCGGUGGAUUUGGAUUAAGUACCCAAUUACUUGGAAGAACUGAGAACCGUGAAUUGCUGUUAUGUGACAGAAAUCAAGAAAAUAUAAUGACUAAUGAUCGUGUUGAGGGAAUUAUAACGGAAAAAGGGAAGCAAAAAAUGUUGUCUCGAGAAACAAUUUCAAAGUACUUUUAUAUGCCAAUAAUUCAAGCGACCAAGGAACUUAAUAUUGGGGUGACAUUUUUGAAGAUAAGAUGUAGGGAUUUGGGAAUUCGAAGGUGGCCACAUAGGAAGUUAAUGAGUCUUCAAACAUUAAUCAAGAAUGUUAAGGAAUUGAAGGGGGGGGAAGGAAAUGGUAUGGAACAAAAGUGGAAGGAUGUGAUAGAUUCAUUAGAGGAAGAGAAGAAAAGGAUGGAAGAAAUUCCAGACAUGGAACUUGAGGAGAAAACAAAGAGAUUAAGGCAAUCUUGUUUCAAGGCUAACCACAAGAAGAGAAGGCUUAUGGGUAUGGCAGAAUUGCAGGCUUCUUUUGGUACUUACUGCAAUAGUGGUCCGAUUCUGACAAUGAUGCUGCUAUUGGUUAUGGCCAUAGAGAGGAAGAUGAUGAAGAUGAACUUUGGCAUUGGAUCUGCAUUUCUCGUGGUGAUGGCAUUGCAACAAUCUGGUGACGCUAAUAUAUUGCUCGGGAUUUCGAUUCAUGCUUUUGUCGAAUAA
Molecule: messenger RNA, 987 nt
Organism: Lycium ferocissimum
Lineage: Eukaryota; Viridiplantae; Streptophyta; Magnoliopsida; Solanales; Solanaceae
Product: protein RKD2-like
Exons: 4
Coding region: 1-987 (328 amino acids)
Molecular function (GO): DNA-binding transcription factor activity
Source: RefSeq, a predicted model, not a curated record